Candida albicans SC5314 is the source of this 1053-nucleotide messenger RNA. RefSeq names its product putative ribosome biosynthesis protein (gene GDT1). The record is from RefSeq and is a predicted model, not a curated record. The coding region runs from base 1 to 1053 and encodes 350 amino acids. The transcript has a single exon. Gene Ontology annotation, cellular component: fungal-type vacuole membrane; Golgi apparatus. Gene Ontology annotation, molecular function: calcium ion transmembrane transporter activity; manganese ion transmembrane transporter activity. Gene Ontology annotation, biological process: manganese ion transmembrane transport; Golgi calcium ion homeostasis; calcium ion transmembrane transport. NCBI's taxonomy places the organism in Eukaryota, Fungi, Ascomycota, Pichiomycetes, Serinales, Debaryomycetaceae.
AUGAAGGUGUCUAAAUUUUUAUUCACCUUAACUUUAUUAUCUUCCAGUUGUCUAGCCAUCAUUGAAAAUAUUGAUGGUUCAAUAGAAGAUACUGAUUCAUUACUCACAAAAACCGUUGACAAAUCAAGUCAUAAACUAGGUGUUCAACCACUAGAAGAUGAAGAUAAUCAUCCAACACCAAAACAUGCUAAACAACCAUUAGAUCCAUAUAAAAACGGUGGUAAACUUGGUCAUGAGUCAUCGUCAUCAUCAUCAUUAUCAUCAUCAUCAUCUAAUCAAGAUCAAGAACUCCCAGAUACUUCAUAUAACGCGUUUAUUAUGUCAAUUUCCAUGAUUAUUGUUUCUGAAAUUGGUGAUAAAACAUUUUUAAUUGCUGCAUUAAUGGCCAUGAGAAAUUCCCGAAUUGUGGUAUUUUCAGCAGCAUUUUCUUCGUUGGUCGUAAUGACAGUAUUAUCAGGAAUUGUUGGUCAUGCAUUACCUACAUUAAUUUCACAAAGAUUAACACAAUUUUUAGCAUCAGCAUUGUUUAUUAUAUUUGGAGUGAAAUUAUUAAGAGAAGGAUUAGCUAUGAGUAAAGAUGUUGGUGUUGAUGAAGAAAUGGCAGAAGUUGAAGAAGAAAUUGCCAUGAGUAAAUUAAAUACUCAAAUGAAUGAUAUUGAAGGUGGUGGUGUAUCUAAUACCGAGGGAGUAACUAACUCUUCUAUUUCAAAUAAUAAUACUCCAGUUUAUGCUGAAAUUGGUAAUCAGAUUCAAAAUUUGGCAACAUUUGUAUUUACACCAGUUUGGAUUCAAGUAUUUGUCAUGACAUUUUUAGGUGAAUGGGGUGAUAGAUCACAAAUUGCUACUAUUGCUAUGGCUGCUGGGUCCGAAUAUUGGUUUGUUAUUUUUGGUGCUAUUAUUGGUCACGGACUUUGUACUGCUGCUGCUUGUAUUGGUGGUAAAUAUUUAGCUAAAAAAAUUUCCAUGAGAAAUGUUACCAUUGGUGGAGCCAUUGCAUUUUUUAUUUUUUCAAUUUUGUAUUUUUAUGAUGCUUAUUAUGGUAUUGAAAGUUAA